AUGUUUUCAUUAGUUACAGUGCUUGGCUAUUUCCUGGGAGACACUAAGGCAGUAUUAAAUGGCUGUGAGGACCACUGGACUCUGCAGGACACGGCCACCGUGCCUCUGCUCUUUCAGAUGACUGUGUGUGUCGACAUCCGUGUGGUCGUCCCUGGAGCCUGGGUGGCCUUCUCUUACAGCUCUGUCCACGCACCCAGACCUGAGCUGGGUCUGGAGGGGGAUGAGGAGGCACUGUAUGGGUGGUUGCUAAGGGUCCGACAUCGAUUUCCCCUCCAUCUGUCCCCAACACGCUGGCACAGGGUGUGUCUGAGGAGGGAUGUACUCCGCAACUCCUUCAGCCUGGAGGUUGAUGGGAAAACAAUGGCAGAGAGGACAGUCAUAGCUCGAGCCAUCCCACCCUCCGGCUCCCUCCGGCUGGGCUGCCGUCCCAGAGACCAACCACCAGGAGCUGCUCUCGGAGAAGUGGAGUUGUACCUGUUCCGUAUGUGGGCGGAUUUGGGUGACCAUGGCCUCUGUGAGGACGGCACUGUGAUUGGCUGGAAUGCUCGGUACUGGGGUCUGACCGGUCCCAAGGCCAGACAGAGGGACCCCAACCUUCCCUGUGACCAUAGACGGAUGAAGCGUGGGGCUCGCCUUCACAGAAGCAUUGCAAAUUCAAAUACUCAUGGAGUUGGAUGGCGACUGGCAGCCCCACCUGGUAAGAAACUUGCAGACCAUAAUAACCACUGAAAUAAUAAUUUGAAAUAUUACACCUACAGUGCUUCAUCUUGGUUAUUAUUUGUCAUCCUUCUUGCCUCUUUCUGUUACCAGAGUGCCUCCAGCUACAGCUACCUCAAGGCCUGUCUUAACGAC
Molecule: messenger RNA, 852 nt
Organism: Scatophagus argus
Lineage: Eukaryota; Metazoa; Chordata; Actinopteri; Scatophagidae
Product: adhesion G-protein coupled receptor G4
Exons: 4
Coding region: 1-729 (242 amino acids)
Source: RefSeq, a predicted model, not a curated record